GCACCGGCUGGCCUGAAAUUGGCGCCCCGGCGCGCGACGGCGCUACGAACCACGCCGCCCGAGGCAGCCCAUAAAGCACGAGCGACGCGCCCGCGCCCCAUCGGCAGCCGUAAGAACGAUGCCGCGGCUGCUCACCCUCGGCGCCCUGGCCGCCGCGGCGGCCGCCGACGACGCGCCCGUCUUCGCGAGCCCCGUCGCCGGUCUCUGCCAAACGAACGAGUACUACUCGUCGCUAACCUUGAGCUGCCAGCUCUGCGCGCCGACGACGCCGGACCUCGCCGUCGGCAUCGACUUCGAUGGGCUCGGCAACGCGCGCGCGUGCCAGUGCGCGGCCGGCACGAUAUCAAGCUACGCGCCGUGUGCGGGUCGCGGCGGCUACGACGAGGUGACUGGUGAUUGUGCUGGUCUCGUGUGCACGGCGUGCCCCGCGGCAUCGACCAGAGACCGCUCCGCGUGCGCGGCCUGCAACGCGACGCAGGGGUACUCGACAGACACAAAUGAGUGCACCUGCCAAGCGAACGAGAUCCUCGUCGAGAUGGAAGGUACAAAUGGUACGUUUGCCAAAACGUGCGUCGCGUGCGCCCCCGGCACGUUCGCAGUCUGGAUCGAUGAGACGAAGGGCGGCGCCUUCUUUGAGGGAGACCCGUAUGCGUGUCGACGGUGUCCCGACGCGAAAAUGAACGCGGACUGCACGGCGUGUGCCGAGGGCUACACGCUCGUGGGCGACGCGGCGAUGGGGCCCCAGUCCUGCGUGAAGACUGCGCAUGUGACCGAGGCCGAGGAGGCCUUCGGCACUAUAACUGAAGCGACGUCCGUCAAGGUGCUCAACUUGCAGACCGGCGACCCGCACCCUAGGGAGAAAUCAAAGGACUCCUCGGAUGGUAUUGUGGACCUGAGCGACGUCGGCGUCAUGCGGCACUUGUACUUGAAUGCAUCGGUGAGGUGUUUAUAUCAUGACGGCACGAGUGAUGCAGACAAGGCCUGUCAAAGUCUAGCCAAUCUGUGUGUCGUGGCCUCCUACAGAUUGGAACAUCCAGCAUGCAAGGCCUUCUGGGACGACGAGACGGGCCUUAGAGAAUUACGAGACCCGCUCCAUGAGCUGGGCUCGCGGGUCCACGUGCCCUGGCUCUUCUACGAGGGGUCCGGCGAGGACGUGCGCGGAGAUCGGGGUUUGAAAGAAGGUUUUGCUUUUUCCGCUUCUACCCGAAAUAGAAUGCACAGAUUGGAGCUGCGAGCGGCGACGUAUACCUUGAACGGCACCUUUCUUGGUACUAGACCAUUCUCCUCCGACCUAUUUUACUGCGAGACGAGAGCACCUCGCACGGUAUUUGGUGGUGGUCCGAAUUCGGACACGCAGUGGACGCGGUUCGGGCGAAGCACGUGGACGCACUUCCACUGUGAUUUGAGGACUUUAUUAGGGAGAGAACAAUUAUUUUACGAUCUUUAUCUGGUCGAUCCCGACGCGGGCUGUGGGAAUGAGGAUUGUUUGUACCCCAUUCCCAUCUUGCACAAGGACCUCAUUAAUGGAAACCACUACCCAAACAAGAACGGCAAGACGGCGCAAGGUAGAGAUGACAUCUUCGUGAGGCGAUUCAGCUUCUUCAACACGUUUUUAGGAGAAGGGACAGAGCCCACAAAUCAUAUCCAGUACCUGGACGACAUCAUUUUACAUGUCGAGUCGUCGGACAAAAAACUCGCACACAUAAACACGCCCAUUCUCGAGUUGAGGUACAGAACACGUAGAGUAGACGCCAUAACACCACACCAUAGCAAACUACGGGAGGCCCAUAUUGAUGUAAAAAUAGAGUACAGCGCCCCGAACACCGAAUUGUUCGACAACGAGAUGGCCCUGUCGAUCACGUUCUUCGUCAUCAGCGUCCUGUUAAUGGUCUACGCUUAUAGAGUGUGGAGCGGCAACGCGUACUACGAGAUCCAGGGCGUGCCGCAGGAUGAGAAUGUCUGUCUAUAUUACCUGAAGGUCUGGUUACUCUACGCACGCUUAUGCGUCCAUUUAUUUUUCCCCCUCGUGUUCGCGGUCACGUCGUAUAUCCUGAUCUUUUUUAAACUGCAAGAAGACAUAUUCAUGCUCUUACCGAGGGAAAACAGGGAGGACGGCAUGGGCUUCAACUACUAUCCCGUGAGAACGGUCAUCAUCACGAUGUGGGCUUUUCAGACCGGUGUCGUUGCGAAGUUAGUACUGGAUCAAUGUAGCGUAGACAUCUUCUUCGUGGACUGGGAGCGCGCCCGAGCCUCUAGUACGAGGCAUCGCGCACCCGUGUCGGUGUGGCGGACACUUUUUGUCGCGAACGAAUGGAACGAAUUGCAAACGGCCCGAAAAACGAAUAUCAAUUUUGUACUUUUAUGCAUGGCGUUCGUGUUAGUAGGCUACAAGCUGGAGAACGUGGCCUGUAGCUGGCCGGGGUUCUACCUCGCCGACGGCCACCACAACAUCGCUCUCAGAUUCGCGAAUACGACUUGGUGGUUUUUUAUGUUAGCUGGCGGGCAGUAUGCGUGGAACUACUUCUUCUGGGAGCGUUAUAUCAGUGAGCCGAAGGCCCAACAAUUUUUAGACCUAACAACGGUGGCCAAGGUAUCAGUAUUCGUACUAGAUGCAGAAUAUCAUGGCUGGUACCUCCAUGGCGACGCGCCCUUUUCGCACUCAGAUGAUACGAUGAACCAGCUGACGCAGCACUUAAUUAAUGAGUCCAUGUCCGAGUCGAUCGGGCGGGGUCUCGAGAUCGACCAUCCGGACUUACAAACAUUUCAAAUGUGGCUCACACCGGCGUUCCGGAACGCGUGGCACUCGGUCAAUACGGGCAAGCCCCUACCUGUCAAAAAAGAUGAGCCUGUGUCCGAGGAACCCAUUGACGGGGCGCCCCAAUCGAAGAAAGGUAUCGAGGCGCCUCGCUUCUUGCAAGCUUUAUUUGGUCAGAAAGGGAGUAGCUGGUUAAAUCCGGAAGAACAGCCGCAGCAGGUGCGCGUGCAGCGGGCGAAGCGAACGGCUACGACCGAGCAAGUAGGAGCAUUCUUGAGGACGUUCCUCGGCCACGGCUACGCCGAGACCUUUGACCUAGACUGGGAUUUGCGGAUCCCGUCGAUCUGGGAGCGGCUCGUAUUUCAUCCUCCUCCGCUCAAUGAGCGCACACAGGGAACGAAGGGCAAGGUCAUCUUCCAACCAGAUAAACCGUGGUUUGGGGGGGAUGAUGGGUGGACGUGCGUCACGUUCCUGGGCCACGACUACGAGCUGCUGAUGCACGAGAUCCUGACGUUCGCGGUCGCGGACAUCUGGUUCCGCAAUACCUGGUUGUCGAUACUCUGCACGUUCCUCAUGCACCAUUUGGUGAGGAUUGUGAGGGAGAUCCUGGGCGAGUCGAACCUGUCGGAGCGGACGCUGGUGGACCAGCGGUUCCUGAUCUAAGGAUGAAGUGCCU
Molecule: messenger RNA, 3431 nt
Organism: Pelagomonas calceolata
Lineage: Eukaryota; Pelagophyceae; Pelagomonadales; Pelagomonadaceae
Source: the annotation of a GenBank genome assembly